GGGGUAGAAAGGAAAAAUUGAUGGGAUUUGCCACAAAUGAUCCGGCCCCAGUGGACGAUCGGCGCUGUCGGUGGCAAAGAGGGGUCAGAUAAUUAUAACUACUUCCUUAUUAUUAUUAUACAAUAAUAAUAGGAAACGUGAAUUUGGAUUCUCAGUUCAGAAGAAUAAUCUAAACAGAAAAAAAAAUUGUUAGUUAUAUGCAUAGUCCUCUAUAUGAAACCAUCAAAAAGGUUUUCGGAAAUAUACUCCUACUUUGCGUCAAUAUAUAUAACUAUAUAUAUUGUGUGUAUCACCUCCGCCAGUCUUAUCUUCUUACUGGUCAUAAAAAAAAAAGAGAUAUGGCAGGUAGACUGACAGAAAGCUGGUCAUUAUUGUCACUAUCAGCUACAGAGCAAACAUUGAUCGUGCAAGAUAAAUACACAUACCAGGAGGAUCAACGCCGCGUAUCUAGUGGUCGAGUAGAUGAAUGUCUAGCUAGCAAGACGGAGUUGUGUGAGGGUCGAGUCGUCCAUAUCAGAACCUUGAUCAUUUUCGACGCGAUGAUGCUAUUGAUAAUGUGUUCACUUUAGAGCUCUCAUUCACUAGUACUUCCACGAUGCUGUGGAGACCUGAUUGCCAAAUGCCAA
Penicilliopsis zonata CBS 506.65 is the source of this 626-nucleotide messenger RNA. RefSeq lists its product as hypothetical. The coding region runs from base 198 to 569 and encodes 123 amino acids. NCBI's taxonomy places the organism in Eukaryota, Fungi, Ascomycota, Eurotiomycetes, Eurotiales, Aspergillaceae. The record is from RefSeq and is a predicted model, not a curated record. The transcript has a single exon.